UUAGAAUUCCGGGCUGGGAAAGACAGGUUCGCAACAAGCGUUUGAUCCCCCGUCGACUGCGCUAAUUCUGACUUCAAUUUAUCGACCCACUCCGAACAUGGAAAAUUUCAUCAACUCUCCUCCUCCUCCUUCUGAAUUUAAUAAAAUUUCGAUUUCGGAAAUUUCAUCAAGUUACAACAAGCACCGAAUGAAAUAAGAACAGAAAAAGAAUUUUGUCAUCGAAAACAAGUUUCAAUUUCCAACCGCAGCUGCCUUCGGAUAUUUCGACGAAAUGGCGGCCAGUUAACAUAUUGAAAAAUUGUAGAGGAAACCCACCGCAGCGACCACAAAGACGUCGCAUGUGAAAAAAAAUCAACACACACCGGAUAUGUAAUAUGACGGAUAACGAAUGUAUCUGCCCGAUAUGUCUUCAUCCGACGUGUCCGUUGCCAUCCGCGGAACCACCGUACGACGAGCUGACUCACGAAGUCGACGACAACGUGAUAUCCGUGAAAAUACCAAAAAACUGUGGAAUCGAUCCAGACCCGAGAGACGAGGAGAGACUGAGCUUCGAUUUUAAUUGCACGGAUUCAGAAGGUCAAAAAUGCAAGACUGGGUGCACCAAGGUGCACGUGAUACCGGAAAAGCGUCCGCCGGGGAAAACUGCCGAUGAGGAACUGUUAUCGUUGAAGUCCAGAAGGCACGUGAUGCCCAACGAGGAUGUACAGAAUACGCUCGAAAUUGAAUUUAAAGCACCGCGAAAUUACAUUCCUUUACCAGAACCGGGGCCACCCCCGCCCAUAAUUGUACCGAAAGUGCGUAUCAGGAGGAGGAGACGGAAACGUGGAAAAAAGUAGAAAAUCGUAAGAACGCAAUUACAAGCCUCCGCUUUGACAAAAGAACAUUUCCAGCUGAAGAGGGAAACAGGGAAAUGGAAUGGCAACUAGGUAACUGGGUUUCCCUUCGUUUCGUUAAAUGCGCAACGUUCAAACGACAACGCCGUUGCUCCAUCUCCGGUUUUUAGGGAAACGAGGUUGAUCUCGACGAUGCCGGAAUACGUUUGGCACAAAAUCGGGCCUCUUCAGGGAUUUACGGCCGACACGAAACUAAAGCAGCUCGCCACUUUGUCGUAAACGCAAGGCUACUAACCGGGAGACCGAAUAAUGGAACGAUAAAUCACUAGCAUUAUAUUCUUACGCAUCUUGGGGGACGAUAAAUCAUAUCGCGCAGCGAACCCAUACGGAACCCCGCGGUAUUAAACGUUUUCGGAGCCAUUGUCUUCCGCGUUGGCAGCCAGGAUCUUUUUAAGCCCUGCCUUAUGCGUCUCAUCUGCCUCGACGGAGCACAGGUGCAUCUACGAUUAAUGCUGUUCGCAAUUUCUGCGACAACGGAUGACAACGUACAAGUCAAAGACAAAUCGUCACGACAAACGAACAAGUCGUAAAUCUUUCGCUCCGCCCGAGAUCUUACGUUUUCAAUUAAGUUAACAGCCAUCUGUCCUACCCCGAUUGUUAAUA
This is a messenger RNA of Ceratina calcarata, 1496 nucleotides long. RefSeq lists its product as uncharacterized. Lineage: Eukaryota; Metazoa; Arthropoda; Insecta; Hymenoptera; Apidae. The transcript is spliced from 2 exons. The record is from RefSeq and is a predicted model, not a curated record. Bases 375 to 836 code for a protein of 153 amino acids.